Molecule: messenger RNA, 603 nt
Organism: Eutrema salsugineum
Lineage: Eukaryota; Viridiplantae; Streptophyta; Magnoliopsida; Brassicales; Brassicaceae
Product: prothymosin alpha-A-like
Exons: 3
Coding region: 1-603 (200 amino acids)
Source: RefSeq, a predicted model, not a curated record
AUGGAUCACAAAGAGAUGACUGAUUAUCGUUACUUGCAUAUAGAUCCUGCUAUCGACGAAUGGACCUUGCGGACAUAUAAUCCUGCUAUCAAAGAAGAUAGUGACUCUGAUGAUACCGAGGUUUUAUCUGGUCGUGGUACUGAUGAUGAUUAUGGUUUUGAGGAUUAUAUGGGAUCUGAUCUAGAGUUGCGCGAUGAUACUGAUGAUAUGGACCAAACAGAUGAAUACGAUUCUGAAGAUGAUUUUAUUGACGACGGUGAGUCUUGUGAAGGAUCUGAGGGUUCAAGUAAUAACUCGGAAGGUGAUAGCGGUGAUGACGAAGAUGAAGAUGAUGACGAUGCUGAUUCGGCUGAUGAUGAUGAAGAUGAUGAUGAAGAUGUUAUGUUGGAUGAUGAGACUGAGAUUGACGAUGAUAGUGAGGAUCAGCAAAACGUCGAACCGAGUGAUAUACUCAUCGAAAAGAAUAUUAGUAUAUCGGGACACCAGAAUUUGGUGUGUACUUAUACAGUUUCUCUUGGUUCAAUGUGCUUUGGAAUGUGUGUGUCCUGUUUGAGUCCUUCCAAAGAUGGUUGUACUAUCUUUGUUAAGGUUGCGAUGCAAUAA